This is a messenger RNA of Desarmillaria tabescens, 1214 nucleotides long. RefSeq names its product glycoside hydrolase family 10 and carbohydrate-binding module family 1 protein. NCBI's taxonomy places the organism in Eukaryota, Fungi, Basidiomycota, Agaricomycetes, Agaricales, Physalacriaceae. The record is from RefSeq and is a predicted model, not a curated record. Gene Ontology annotation, molecular function: hydrolase activity, hydrolyzing O-glycosyl compounds. The coding region runs from base 1 to 1116 and encodes 371 amino acids. Gene Ontology annotation, biological process: carbohydrate metabolic process. The transcript has 15 exons.
AUGUUCGGACUCCUGUCUAUCAUUACCUUGGCUUGCAUCUUGAAACGAACCACCGCUGUUCCUGUGUGGGGCCAAUGUGAUAGCGGCACUACCUGUACAGUUCUCAAUGCCUACUACUACCAAUGCCUGCCAUCCUCUAAUGUACCCACUACUACAAUCCCUGCGUCUACCACAACAACGCAUGCACCUACCACCUCAACUUCUGGACCCGCUCCUUCGGGGACUGGUCUGAACGCGAAAUUUGUGGCAAAAGGCAAACACUACUGGGGUUCUUGUGCCGAUCAGAAUACUAUCAAUAUUGCGGCGAACUCAGCGCUUUUGAUUGCUGAUUUUGGCCAGGUGACACCCGAGAACUCCAUGAAGUGGGACGCAACCGAGCCCACCAGAGGAGUCUUUACUUUUUCUGGCGCGGACUUCCUGGUCAAUUGGGCUGUAGCUAAUAACAAAAUCGUUCGUGGACAUAACCUAGUAUGGCAUUCCCAGCUUCCUUCAUGGGUCUCCGCCAUUGGGGAUGCACCUACACUGACUUCUGUUAUUCAAAAUCACAUCGCUAAUGUUGCAGGGCGUUACGCGGGCAAACUUUAUGGUAUGUACCCAUUCAUUGAGAUCUUCAACGAGGACGGAACUCUGCGCUCAAGUGUCUUCUCCAACGUCCUCGGAGAAUCCUUCGUUACCAUCGCAUUUAAGGCUGCGAGAGCUGCCGAUCCCACGGCAAAAUUAUACAUCAACGAUUACAAUCUCGAUUCGAAUAACGCUAAAGUCCAAGGAUUGGUCGCUCUGGUGAAACGGGUUAACGCUAACGGACAGCUCAUUGACGGUAUUGGCACCCAAAUGCAUCUUUCAGCUGGAGGUGCGGGAGGUGCCCAAGCAGCUCUGGCGGCGCUUGCCUCAGCUGGUACAGAAGUGGCUAUCACCGAACUUGAUAUUGCAGGUGCUAGUCCUUCGGACUAUACUACCGUCACAAACGCCUGUCUUGCCCAACCCGCUUGCAUUGGUAUUACUAGUUGGGGAGUCAGUGAUGUUAACUCCUGGCGUGCCAGUUCCACCCCGCUAUUAUUUGAUACCAACUAUCAGCCAAAACCGGCUUACAAUUCAAUCAUCUCUGACCUAUCCUGAACGGUGUUGUACAUCAAUGGGAAAUUUGGCUGUUGUCCGUUUAUCAUAGGAUGCUUUGCAUGUCCGAUUCGUACAGUGGAGAUGUGAAUCGUCUGUGA